Emys orbicularis (European pond turtle) is the source of this 1683-nucleotide messenger RNA. RefSeq names its product multiple EGF like domains 9 (gene MEGF9). Gene Ontology annotation, biological process: tissue development; animal organ morphogenesis. The coding region runs from base 1 to 1683 and encodes 560 amino acids. Lineage: Eukaryota; Metazoa; Chordata; Testudines; Emydidae. The transcript is spliced from 6 exons. The record is from RefSeq and is a predicted model, not a curated record.
AUGAGGGUCCCGCGGAGCCCGGCGCGGCUCGCCCUGCUCUGGCUGGUGGCCGCGCUGGCCGCCGGCUCGCUGCCGCGGGAGCCCGAGCCGGGAUCCAGCCCGGCCCCCGGCGGGGAGCCCGGAGCGGCGCUGCCGGCCACUCGCCCUGCCCCCGGCGCGGCGGAGGGGAACGAGCUCAGCCCCGAGGCCACCGCUCACCAGCCCACCUUCGCCGCCACGCUGCUGCGCCCCGGUAGCCCCCAGCCCAGCGCCGCCGCGGGGCACCCGGACGGGGCGAGCCCAGCGCCGCCGGGUGCUGAGCCCAGCCCCGGCACCGCAGCCUCGCCAGCCGCGGCAGGGUCUCCCCUGCCAAGCCAACGGGCCCCGCGCCCCGACGGCACCAGCGCCGGCCUCCCCGCUGCAGUCCCUUCCCCACCUGCCGAGGAGGAGGAGGAGGAGGACGUGGCCGCCGGCGGCAGCAGCAGCAAAGACUAUCUGUGUAACUGCAGUGCUCUUGGGAGUGCAAGUGUGAAUGAGUGCAAUACUUCAACAGGACAGUGCGAGUGUCACAAAGGCUACACUGGUCUGCGGUGUGAAAAUUGCGAGGAGGGAUAUCUCCUGAACCAAACCAGUGGGCUCUGCCUUCCGUGUGGCUGCAGUUCCAAAGGCUCUGUCAACUCCCUUUGUGACAACUUUGGAAAAUGCCAGUGUAAAGUUGGGGUAACCGGCUUCAAGUGUGACCAGUGCCGCGAGGGAUACUACUGGGUCAACCAAACCAGCUGUGAACCAUGCCAGUGCAAUAACUAUUCCAACAGCUGCGAUGUCUUAACAGGCACCUGUUUGAACUGCCAAGGAAAUACAGAAGGAAGCCACUGUGAAAAAUGUAAGGUGGGCUUCUUUAGAAGCAUCCUCCCAAGCCACGAUUGUAACCGCUGCCCAUGUUCAACAGUGGCAUCUACUGGCAGUUGCCAAAUAAAACCUGGUCAACACGCUCCAACGUGUGACAGAUGCAAAGCCGGAUACACAGGCCCGAACUGCGACCAGUGUGACAAUGGCUAUUACAAUUCCGACAGCAUCUGCAUUAGAUGUAAAUGUAACGGGAAUGUAGCCCCAGAGCAGUCACCCAAGGUGUGCAAGCCAGACACAGGGGAAUGCAUUGGCUGCCUCCACAACACGGCCGGGUUCCAUUGCGAGGAGUGUCAGGAAGGUUAUGUCAGAGACCCGGAGGGAGCCAACUGCACCAAGAAAGAAGUCAUUCCUGGUCCUGAACCUAGAGGGUUUAUAACUGCUGCUCCCAACACCAGCAGGACAACAUCAUUUUCAACUACGGUGAUAAACAGUACGUUAGCGCCAACAACUGUGCAGACUAUAUUUCCUGUCAACUCCUCUGACAAUAGUACCUCUGCAUUGGCAGACGUCUCCUGGACUCAAUUUAACAUAAUUAUUUUGACAGUUAUUAUUAUUGUUGUGGUCCUAUUGAUGGGAUUUGUGGGUGCUGUCUACAUGUACCGUGAAUAUCAAAACAGAAAACUUAAUGCUCCUUUUUGGACCAUUGAGCUCAAGGAGGACAACAUUAGUUUUAGCAGCUACCAUGACAGCAUACCCAACGCUGAUGUUUCAGGCUUACUGGAGGAAGACGGAAAUGAAGUGGCACCAAAUGGACAGCUGACGCUGACAACUCCCAUGCAUAACUAUAAAGCUUAA